UAGAGUUUUGAAAGGGAGUGCAAGGCUUUGGGUAGGGUUAGGCACAGGAAUCUGAUUGGAAUCAUUACUUGCUGCUCGAACCUUGAUUUCAAAGCUUUGAUUUUCCCCUAUAUGCAAAAGGGCAGUUUGGAAGGCUGGCUAUACCCCGAUGGAGAUGAGUUUGAACUGAGUUUGUCAGAAAGACUGAGCAUAGCUAUUGACAUGGCCCAAGCCUUAGCAUACCUUCAUCACCAAUGUUUCGUACAGGUUCUGCAUUGUGAUUUAAAACCCAGCAAUGUACUGUUGGGAGACGACAUGACAGCGCAUCUAACGGACUUGGGCAUUGCAAGAAUAGUCUUGGCCAACUCUAUGGAUUCCAUGACUUCCACCUCACAUUUACUCAAAGGAUCAGUAGGCUACAUUGCCCCAGAGUAUGGAUUGGGUGUAAGGGUGUCCACCAAGGGAGAUGUAUUCAGCUAUGGAGUAUUAUCAUUAGAGAUAUUUACAAGAAUGAGGCCUACGAAUGCCAUUUUCAAGGAUGGAUUAACCUUGCAAAAAUGGGCAGCCGAAAAUCUCCCGCAUAGGGUAAGAGAAAUAGUUGACAGAAGUCUGCGGAGAGGAGACCAAGGAAAGGAGAAUGUGAUAUUCGACUCAGUAAUGAAAAUAAUGAAAGUGGGGUUGAUGUGCACACGAGAGUCUCCUCAAGAACAACCCAACAUGCUUCAAAAUGCUGACACUUCAGAGAAUAUUAGGGCCAAUAUGUACUGUGACAUACUGAGAUGAAUGAUGUUAUAUCUCUAUGCUCUGGAACUACACGGAGGGAAAUCUUACUACCCUGAAUGCGUGGGAGCUUAAGCUGCCAAACCUAAAAGUACAAGCCAUUUUUUCUUCUUUCUUUUUAAAUGGGCCCUGUUUUUGAAGCUUAAAAUGCAAACUGCCAAACCUAAAAGUACAAGCCCAUUUUUCUUCUUUCUUUUUAAAUGGGCCCUGUUUUUGAAGCUUAAAAUGCAAGGCAAUCUUUUUUCUUGGGAUCUGGCUUUCCU
Molecule: messenger RNA, 1022 nt
Organism: Cryptomeria japonica (Japanese cedar)
Lineage: Eukaryota; Viridiplantae; Streptophyta; Pinopsida; Cupressales; Cupressaceae
Product: putative leucine-rich repeat receptor-like serine/threonine-protein kinase At2g24130
Exons: 2
Coding region: 112-762 (216 amino acids)
Biological process (GO): protein phosphorylation
Molecular function (GO): ATP binding; protein kinase activity
Source: RefSeq, a predicted model, not a curated record